Molecule: messenger RNA, 2292 nt
Organism: Phragmites australis (common reed)
Lineage: Eukaryota; Viridiplantae; Streptophyta; Magnoliopsida; Poales; Poaceae
Exons: 5
Coding region: 1-1410 (469 amino acids)
Biological process (GO): regulation of DNA-templated transcription; chloroplast organization
Cellular component (GO): chloroplast
Molecular function (GO): double-stranded DNA binding
Source: RefSeq, a predicted model, not a curated record
AUGGGGGAGGGUCAUGCAGGAAGAUCGCGAGAGAUCAACGCAAAUUUUGAUCCAAAGGGAAGGAUUAGGGAGGGAGAGAUGGAAGUGGAGGGCACCAGGAAGGCCGGGCUAAAUUUGCUCGUUUCAAACAUUCUAGAACUCACCAAUACGUGGGCCAAAAGAACGUACCUCAGCCUCAUCCACCCCCCGCCCCCCCCCCCCCCCAAAAAAAAAAUUUCAGAGCAAAGGAAGUCUCCCGUCCACGACCUACCUAAUGCUGGCCGCCGCCGCCGCCUCCCCCUCCCUCUCGGCGCCCUCUCCGCCGUCUUCUCCACCACCGCCCCGGCCGCCGAAGAACCCACGGUCUCCUACCUCAUUUCCAGCUGCGGCCUCUCCCCCGCCGCCGCCGCUCGCGCGGCGCACUCCGUACGCCUCGACUCCCCGGGCGCCGCCGCGCAGGCGGACGCCGUCCUCGCGCUCCUCCGACGCUACGGCUUUUCUGACGCCGACAUCUCCUCCACCAUACGCAAGUUACCCAUCGUGCUCGUCUCCCGCCCGGCCAAGACGCUCCAGCCCAAGCUCGAUUUCCUCGCCUCCGUUGGCAUCGCGGCGCCGCUCCUGCCGCGGCUCAUCUCGCUCAGCCCCAUCCUUCUCUACCGCAGCGUCCAGGACCACCUGGCCCCGCUCUUCGCCUCCCUCCGCGAGGUCCUCGGCUCCGACACCCGCGUCGUUGCCGCGCUCCACCAGAUGCCCUUCGUCAUCCGGUGCAUGCCCAAGUCCACCCUCUUCCGCACUCUCCCGUUGCUGCGCGACGUCCACGGACUCUCCCCCGGCGAGGUUUCCAAGCUCAUCGGCUUCCAGCCCGGCGUCAUCCUGCUGGGCCCCGACCGCAUCAGCGAGAUCGUGGAGGCCGUCAGGAACGCUGGCGUCGAACCCGGCAGCCCCAUGUUUGUACACAUCUUCGCCAUCCUCUCCAAGAUGAAGGCCCCCACGCUGGAGAGCAAGAUCGCGCUCUACCAGCGCCUUGGCUUCGGCAAGGACGGCGUCACCCAGAUGAUCCGGCGGUACCCGGCCUCGAUGGCGAUCUCGGAGAGGAAGAUCGAGAAGAUCGUCGGGUUCUUGAUCAGCAAGGCAGGGCUGAGCCGGGAGGACAUCGUGACCUACCCGACCCUGCUCGUGCGGAGCCUGGAGGUCCACUCCAGGAGGUGCGCCGUACUCGCUGCGCUGAGGAGGGCAGGGAAGUGGCAGGGGCAGCACCGGUUGACCGUGGUGCUCGCGAGCACCGAGGAACGGUUCCUUCAGGUGUACGUGCGGCCGCACGUGGAUGAGGUCCCCGAUAUCCUCCGGGCCAAGAACGGCGAGAUCCCGUUCGAGGGCUUCGAUGGGUCGGAGGUGAAACCAAAGCUGCCGAGGAAGAAGACGAGCGCAUGAUGCCACUGGCCACUGCUCAGGCAGUGUAGUGAUUUCUGAUGAAUUGUCUUGCAACAAGAUCUCCCAAAGAGUAUGCAAUUGCAAUGCCACCAGGUCAUUCUCCGAGCAGCUUUCUUUCGAAGGGAUUCGUGAAGAAAAAUAAGAGAGAAUCCCGGGUUGAAGGGAAUAGGAGAGAAUCCCUUCGUGAAGUGAACAAGACUCAUGAAGGAAACAAGAAUACAUUCGUGAAGGGAAUAGACUUGUGAAGGGAAUAGACUUGCGAAGGGAAAUUGUCGAAGAAGGUCUAACACCUGGUGUCCCUGUUCGGUUGCCCAAUGCUGCCUCCCACCGCUCCGCUCGGGCUCCUCCCAUCCCGCAGUGACAUGCUGACGUCCCCUUCACCCUGAUGUAGCAAAUCAACGAUCCAAGCCUGCGGCAGCCAAAUCCUGCAGUGGAGGACUGGAGGGUGGCACCCCGGCCGUGUUGAACCCGGGGAUCAGGCCAAGCAUGCUGAUUCAUUGGUCAGGGCACGGAUCCAGGAGCGCGGUGGUGGCGCAGUACGUAGUCAGUUGCAUCGCUCGAUGACUGCGUCACCGCCUGAGUGCUGAAGAAAUGGAUGGCUUCCUUGGGUGAUCUGAUUAGAAGAUAAGGUUAGGCUUGGACACUGGUAGCACUGGGCAUGGGGAGGCAAGACGUGUGCAUUGCAGCCAGCGGUAAGGUGUGCCGUUUUCUUGGAGGCAAGAUAUGGUGAGGAACAAAUGAUGCAUGGGUUCAGUCCUGAAUUCCAGAUCAGCUGAUCUAUUUCCUAAGAUCUUAAGUUAGGAUGGAGUGGUUGCUGCCCUAAAUGCAGUGGCAGAUCCGUCUGUAUGGCAAGGGGGACUCGUAUCCUCUGAUUUUGCUUCU